GGCCUUUGAAGAAAGCGAAAGUGAAAGGGGGAAGAGGAGGCUUCAGGGCUGAGGAGAUCGCAGCGCCAUGAAGCUGCUGCCCGUGCUCCUCACUGUGGCUUUCGGCCUGGCGACUGCCGUCUCGGCAGGACCCACCGUGCUCGAGUGUUGGUUCGUGGAGGAUGUAAAAGGCGGCGGCCUGGACAAGAGACCCGCUGCACUAGUGCUGCGCCAGGGCCCGGGGGGACCGCCUCCCCGGCCGGACCUUGACCCCAAGCUCUACCUCAGUGUGCACGACCCUGCGGGAGCCCUCCAGGCGGCCUUCAGGCGGUACCCCAGAGAUGCCCCCGCGCCACACUGCGAGAUGAGCAGCUACGUCCCGCUUCCUGCCUCCGCGAACUGGGCCAGGGGCCUGACUCCGGAGCACAGCUGCCCGCGGGCCCUGGACGGGACUUGGCUCAUGGUCAGCAUGUCCAGCCCGGUCCUCAGCCUCUCCAGCCUUCUGCAGCCACAGCCGGAGUCUCAGCAGGAGCCUGUUCUCAUCACCGUGGCAACAGUGGUGCUGACCGUCCUCACCUACACCCCUGCCCCUCGAAUUCGACUGGGCCAGGAUGCCAAACUGGACUUGAGCUUUGCCUAUAUGCCCCCCUCCUCUGAGGCUGCUACAUCCCUGGCCCUAGGUCCCCCUCCCUUUGGGCUGGAGUGGCGACGCCAGCACCUGGGUAAAGGGCACCUGCUCCUGGCCGCAACCCCUGGGCUGGGUGGGCAAAUGCCAGCAGCCCAAGAGGGGGCAGUGACAUUUACUGCAUGGGAUGACAAUGAGCCAUGGGGCCCAUGGACUGGGAAUGGGACCCUCCAGCUGCCUGCAGUGCAACCUUUCCAGGAGGGCACCUAUCUGGCCACCAUCCACCUGCCAUACCUGCAAGUACAGGUCACCCUGGAGCUCGCUGUGUACCAGCCCCCUAAAGUGUCCCUGAUGCCAGCACCUCUGGUAUGGGCUGCUCCAGGGAAGGCGCCCCCAGAAUUGGUCUGCCUCGCGUCCCACUUCUACCCCUCCGAGGGCCUGGAGGUGGAGUGGGAGCUCCGGGGUGGCCCAAAGGGUGGCUCUCGAAAGACCGAGGGGCAGAAGUGGCUCUCUGCCCUGCGCCACCACUCUGACGGCUCUGUCAGCCUCUCUGGGCACCUACAGCUGCCUCCCGCCACCAGUGAGCAGCAUGGGACGCGCUACGCCUGUCGCAUCCACCACCCUAGCCUGCCUGCCUCAGGGCGCAGCGCUGAGGUCACCCUGGAGGUGGCAGGCCUCUCCAGGCCCUCCCUAGAGGAUGGCAUCGGCCUCUUCCUCUCAGCCUUUCUCCUCCUUGGCCUCAUCAAGGCACUGGGCUGGGUCGCUGCCUACCAGUCCACUUCCAAGGAUUCAAAGGAAAAGAAAGUACAGUGAGGGCAUUAUCACCAGCACCCUGCUGAAGCACCAUCAUCUCUGGCCUGAGCUGCUGCAGUAGCUCCCCCAAAUUGUGUCCCCGUCAUCUGCUCCUACUCCCUCCAAUCCAUUCUCCACUGAGCGACUAGAAUGCUUUUUCAAGGCACACAUCUUAGUACAUUCACCUUCUUAGAGCUCUAGGGCAGUGGCUGUCAAACUUUUUGGCCUCAGGACCUCUUAAAAAGUAAUCAAGGACCCUAAAGAGUUUUUGCUUAUGUGGGUUAUAACUAUUGAUAUUUAACCAUACUAGAAAAAAAGAAAACACAAGAACACACAAAUGCACAUAUCCCAUUAGUUGUGAGAGCAAUGAUGUCAGUACACAUCAUGUAGCUUCUGGAAAACUACUGUACACUUUCAGACAAUGAGAGUGAAAAAAGCAAAUAACAGAUUAUUAUGAAAAUAGUCUUGACCUCACAUAUCCCCUGAAAUAGUCUCAGGGACCUCAAGGACAGGGACAACACUUCGAGAACCACUGCUCUAGGGGGCUACCCCAGCCUUCCUGCCCUGGCCCAUGUAUUGCUGUUGGUUGGGGCCCCUACCUACCUCUCCAACCCCACCUGGUACUCCCCAGCCGUCUUCUUAAUGCUCCUCACACCGAUGGAUGGCCAUUUCUUUUCUCCAAAGGGCCAAACGCUCCUGCCGAGUCCCAGCGCACUGUUCCCUCUGCCUGGUCCAUCCUCGCCCUCCCUGGGCCUCAGACUAGGUCAGCCCCGUUCUUUCUCCUCAAACCGCCUUAGUGUCCCUCUUGUACGGUUGACCACGGUUUCUAUUUAAGUGUGCGAAUCGUUGUUCAAUGCCUGUCUUCCCUCCGGGACUGUCGGUUCCUCGAGGGCUGUAAGGAGCCUGUCUACUACUGUAUUCCCCGCGCGGGCACGGGACCUGGUGCCCUCUGGAGGGCACUCCUCAAAUGGCUGCUGGAUGUUGGAUGAGGGAAGUGGCGGCCCGGCUUAGUGACCUCUUAGGGACAAGACGUUCGGGCGGACUGACUGGGGGAGCGGUUCUAAUCGGUGUGGGUGUGGGAAUAAAGUUGUGUACCAGUGCUUCCAACCGGGCCUCUUAUUCUUCCGCAAGCUCCCCCUUUCCAAGCAUAAUACAUCUUCUAAUCACUUCUGGUUUCUCCCAAUGACCCUGAACCCUCAACGCCUCAGCGACACCCAAUCCCCAUUCCCUUCAAAACAAUUAAGAGCUGGAGGCCACAAAUGGCGUCCGGGGCACCCUCAAGCCGCGGGCCCUCCGAAGGCGACCACAGGAAGUGGAGAUCCCGUCCUCGAGUGCCGGAAACCCCGGAACACCGAAUCUGGAACCGGAUGCGGGGGCUUCCUGCCCCGCCCCCUGUGAGGGGGCGGGAACUGAU
Molecule: messenger RNA, 2810 nt
Organism: Trichechus manatus latirostris (Florida manatee)
Lineage: Eukaryota; Metazoa; Chordata; Mammalia; Sirenia; Trichechidae
Gene: TAPBP
Product: TAP binding protein
Exons: 8
Coding region: 68-1417 (449 amino acids)
Biological process (GO): antigen processing and presentation of endogenous peptide antigen via MHC class I; peptide antigen assembly with MHC class I protein complex
Cellular component (GO): MHC class I peptide loading complex; membrane
Molecular function (GO): MHC class I protein complex binding; TAP complex binding
Source: RefSeq, a predicted model, not a curated record